Echinops telfairi (small Madagascar hedgehog) is the source of this 1850-nucleotide messenger RNA. RefSeq names its product HSPA (Hsp70) binding protein 1 (gene HSPBP1). The coding region runs from base 184 to 1485 and encodes 433 amino acids. The transcript has 7 exons. Lineage: Eukaryota; Metazoa; Chordata; Mammalia; Afrosoricida; Tenrecidae. The record is from RefSeq and is a predicted model, not a curated record.
CGCCCGCUGCGGCUCCCCAGUUUGGAGCUGAGGGAGACUUGUUGCUGGGGAGACCAAAGAGAGGACUUGAUGCCUUAGAGGCGGGGCAGUGGGGUUGCUAAGAGACGUGAAUGGAAGCGGGGCUCGGGGGCUGGUUGCUAGGGAGUGGGAGGAGCCUGUUGCUAGGGAAGAUAGGAAGGCCUGAUGGCUUUGGGCGAGGGUCGCGUUGGUAUGAAGAAAGAAAUGGGGGCUGCUUUUAGGGGGGAUGUAGGCAGAAUGGUUUGGGGUCGUGGAGGGGCACUGAGCUCCCCUAAAACAUCACCUCCUCAGCAGACCCCCCAGGAACGGACCGGUCCCGUCGACAGUGCUGCCUCAGCGGGGACACCCCCUUCCCCAUCACUUUCUCCCCUUCCUCUUCACAAACGGCCCAUGGCGGACAAAGGUUCGGGGGGCAGCCGCCUCCCCCUGGCGCUGCCCCCAGCCUCCCAGGGCUGCUCCACAGGGGCCGGCGGCUCCUCCUCGGCGGGGGGCUCGGGCAAUCCUCCGCCCCCGCGCAACCUCCAAGGCUUGCUGCAGAUGGCCAUCACGGCAGGCUCCCAAGAGCCAGACCCCCCUCCAGAACCCAUGAGCGAGGAGCGGCGGCAGUGGCUGCAGGAAGCCAUGUCGGCGGCCUUCCGGGGCCAGCGGGAGGAGGUGGAGCAGAUGAAGAACUGCCUCCGCACGCUGUCCCAGCCCACGCCCGCCGCGGCUGGAGAGGCAGACCAGGCGGCCGACCAGCAAGAGCGCGAGGGGGCCUUGGAGCUGCUGGCUGACCUGUGUGAGAACAUGGACAAUGCCGCGGACUUCUGCCAGCUGUCAGGCAUGCACCUGCUGGUGGGCCGCUACCUGGAGGCGGGCGCCGCAGGCCUGCGGUGGCGGGCGGCGCAGCUCAUCGGCACGUGCAGCCAGAACGUGGCGGCCAUCCAGGAGCAGGUGCUGGGGCUCGGUGCGCUGCGCAAGCUGCUACGGCUGCUUGACCGCGACGCCUGUGACACGGUGCGCGUCAAAGCCCUCUUUGCCAUCUCCUGCCUGGUCCGCGAGCAGGAGGCGGGGCUGCUGCAGUUCCUGCGUUUGGACGGCUUCUCCGUGCUGAUGCGGGCCAUGCAGCAGCAGGUGCAGAAGCUCAAGGUCAAGUCAGCCUUCCUGCUGCAGAACCUGCUGGUGGGCCACCCGGAGCACAAAGGGACCCUGUGCUCCAUGGGGAUGGUGCAGCAGCUGGUGGCCCUGAUCCGUACAGAACACAGCCCCUUCCACGAGCACGUACUCGGAGCCCUGUGCAGCCUGGUGACGGACUUCCCCCAGGGCGUGCGGGAGUGCCGGGAGCCGCAGCUGGGCCUGGAGGAGCUGCUGCGACACCGCUGCCAGCUGCUGCAGCAGCACGAGGAGUACCAGGAGGAGCUGGAGUUCUGUGAAAAGCUGCUUCGGACCUGCUUCUCCACCCCCACGGACGACAGCAUGGACCGGUGAAGCCGAGGCGACUCCUCGCCCCUCCCCAUGGGGACCCCGACCCUCUCCCCGCACCCACAGAGCCCUCUCCCCAGGGAGGGCAGGGCAUCGGUGUGCCUCUGCCCAGCCCCCUGUGGGGGUCGCUGAGAAAGGCAGCCGCCCCCUACCCACCUCUGGCUUUGAUCUCAUCCCAACCUGUCAUAUCCACAGCACCCUUCCAAUAAAGCCGUUUCUCCUGCCCCUGCCCCACAGCCUGUGUUGCCUUCCCCGAAGGUGUGUGCUGCCAGAAUGGCCGAAGGGGAGGGACGGCCCCGAGGGACGUGGGCCAGCCCCCAAAAGAAGGCGGCCCCUAGCAACGGGGCCAAAUAAAAGUGUCACUCUUGUGA